Molecule: messenger RNA, 2451 nt
Organism: Lachancea fermentati
Lineage: Eukaryota; Fungi; Ascomycota; Saccharomycetes; Saccharomycetales; Saccharomycetaceae
Source: the annotation of a GenBank genome assembly
AUGUUUACAAUUACAACAAUUACACAUCCCACGGUAGAUACGAAACAUCCACUCCUCCUAUUGCAAUCAGAGCAUGGUGAUCGGUUUCUGUUUGGUAAAAUACCUGAAGGCACACAGCGCACCUUCCCUGAAACAAAGACAAGGUUGGCUAAGUUGGAAAAUAUCUUCCUAACAGGUGAACUAGAUUGGAGCUCUAUUGGUGGCUUACCUGGCAUGAUUUUAACUUUGGCAGAUCAAGGCGUUAAAAAAAUGGACCUAUAUUAUGGAAAUGAUAUUCUGGCUUAUGUUGUAUCUACUUGGCGCUAUUUUGUCUUCAGAUUUGGAAUCAAUUUGAAAGCAUUAACGGUCAAGAAUGAACAGGUGUUCAAAAAUAAACUGAUGACGGUAAAGUCAAUAGUUGUUUCUGCACCAGACUCAUACGAUCAACCUUUUACGCCCAAAGUCUUGGAUGGAUUCAAAACUCUGAUAUCAGCAAUGUUUCCUCAUCACGAGCCAACCUCAAAACAUGACCCCUCGUCUGAUCCUAACGUUAACGUGGAGAUUCCUAAGCCAUCCGUCAUUCCCCGUGAGACUACCAGUUAUGAGGUUGAAUUUAAUCCCAUUAGAGGUAGAUUUAGAGUUGAUGAAGCCAUCAAGCUAGGAGUUCCCAAAGGGCCACUGUUCGCUCAACUAACGCAAGGCCGCAGCGUAGUCCUUGAUGACGGUUCAGUGAUUAGUCCUGAUCAGGUACUCGAAAAACAGAGAAGAUUUGCGAAAGUUUUAAUACUAGAUGUACCAGGAAAUGAAUAUCUAGUGAGCUUCAAGGAGAAAUUCAGAAACUAUGACAAAACGUACCUGGGAGCGGUGUACUUCUUCUUAGGAGAGGCCGUAGAGAUUAAUCAAGAAAUAAUCUCCUUCAUGGAAACUUUCCGAGGCGAGAAUGUUCAGUUUUUUGUUUCUCAUAACCGAAUAUGUCCAAACUCAAUUGUUUUCAAAAGUUCCGCCAUAACAACUUUGAAGCUUAAAGCCGUUCAAAGCUUUAAUUAUAAUUUGCCACGUUCUGGAAGAGUUUACUCAAAAGAUUUUUGUGAUUGUUUUGACAUUCCUCUUCCAAAAGGAACAUCUGUAAUUCAAGAAAACGAACAAAGCCUGGUCACAAAACUUGACAAGAAUAAUGUCCAUGUUCUAUUACAGCAAAAUUCUCUUUUUAUUGAGCCCUUUACUGAAGGUGAAGAGGUGAUAAAAGCCAGAGUGGAGAAUAAUUUCGACGAAAUACCAUCUUGGGAAACUCUAUUUAACAAUCAUGUCAUUCCUCUUAAGAUCCCGAACGCAACAUUCCAGUCCACUGUUCAUGAUCAGCUUGGCAUAAACAACUUCAAUAACUUGACAAAACGAGGGAAAGUUGAGAUUGUAACAUUCGGCACGGGAAGUGCACUACCAUCUAAAUACAGAAAUGUCAUCUCAACUCUAGUCAAGAUUCCGUACAACAUGAAUGGAAAAGUAAUAAAUCGCAGCAUUCUCUUGGAUGCUGGUGAAAAUACUCUGGGUGCGAUACUUCGAAGCAUACCUGACAUUGAUAUUCCUUCAGUUUUCCAUGACUUGAAGUUAAUUUUUCUCAGUCAUUUGCACGCUGAUCAUCAUUUGGGCAUUGUCAGCAUUUUAAAAGAAUGGUACAAACACAAUAAAUCAAACCCAGAGGCAUACUUGUAUUUAAUUACGCCCUGGCAAUAUCAGUCUUUUGUUAGAGAAUGGUUUACCUUGGAGGACGCUGAAAUUAUCGGAAGAAUUCGAUAUAUAAGCUGUGAACAUUUAAUAAGUGGUUCUUACGUCAGGAAAGAGAUUCGUUCCAAUUCAUUUGAUGACCUCUUGAAUCAUCAUAACCCCACCACAAAAAAGAGACGUUUUGAACUUGAUGAAAGGUCCUCAUUUAGAGAUCUGGAAACCAUUAAAACGUUGUAUCGAGAUUUGAAAAUAAAGGUCUUCCAAACGUGCCGUGCCAAACACUGUGAUUGGGCAUAUUCAGGUUCAUUAUCGUUUUUCAUGAAUUCGAAUUCUCAAGAAAUAUUCAAAGUCUCUUACUCUGGAGAUACUAGGCCAAACAUUGAAAAGUUUGCCAAUGGAAUCGGUUAUCGGUCGCAUCUAUUAAUUCAUGAGGCAACAUUGGAUAAUGAUUUGAUGGAAGAUGCAAUCAAAAAAAGGCAUUGCACCAUAAAUGAAGCUAUCUCUGUGUCAAAUGCGAUGGAAGCUGAAAAGUUAAUCCUUACUCAUUUCUCCCAACGCUACCCGAAACUACCGCAAAUGGAUAACAACCUUAAAAUCACAGCAAAUGAAUAUUGUUUUGCGUUUGACGGUAUGAUUGUAGACUUCGAAAAGCUUGGUGAGCAAUCACCCAAAUUUUCCCUCCUCAAUAGGGCAUUUGUCGACGAGAAAAAUUCCUUUGAGAAGGAGGAAAAGGAAAAUAACUCUGUGUAA